Molecule: messenger RNA, 1356 nt
Organism: Bacidia gigantensis
Lineage: Eukaryota; Fungi; Ascomycota; Lecanoromycetes; Lecanorales; Ramalinaceae
Exons: 2
Coding region: 1-1356 (451 amino acids)
Biological process (GO): fungal-type cell wall biogenesis; carbohydrate catabolic process
Molecular function (GO): mannan endo-1,6-alpha-mannosidase activity
Source: RefSeq, a predicted model, not a curated record
AUGUUCCCCCCAGACUCCAUUAAGCAAGCCGCAAGCUCGUGCGCGUAUGGCAUGAUGAAAUACUACAAGGGAAAUGAGACGGGAAUGCCACUCGGAUUGUUACCAGAUCCUUAUUAUUGGUGGGAAGCUGGAGCUAUGUUCGGUACCAUGGUGGAAUAUUGGUACUAUACGGGGGAUGACACCUACAACGAUGUUGUGACGGAAGGCUUGCUUGCACAGGUCGGGCCCGACAAUGACUUCAUGCCGCCAAAUCAAACUAAGACAGAGGGAAACGAUGAUCAAGCCUUCUGGGCAUUCGCGACCUUGUCGGCCGCAGAAGUGAAAUUUCCAGAUCCACCGAAGGGUAAACCCUCGUGGCUGGCGCUUUCCCAAGCAGUGUUCAACCUUCAAGCCGCUCGAUGGGAUACACAAAAUUGCGGAGGUGGUCUACGAUGGCAGGUUUUCACCUUCAAUAAGGGUUAUGACUACAAGAAUAGCAUCUCAAAUGGAGGGUUCUUCCAACUUGCGGCACGCUUGGCGAGAUACACAAAGAAUGAGACGUACGCCAACUGGGCUGAAAAAACCUAUGAUUGGAUGCUUACGACUCCACUGUUCACCGACGACUAUGUGAUUUAUGAUGGAGCUCAGAUCGAGAACAAUUGUACAAUCGCUUCCAAAUUGCAAUGGACGUAUAAUAUUGGUACCUUCCUGAUCGGAGCUGCCAACAUGUAUAAUUACGUAAGUGUGCAAAGGAUUGCUGCACCCGCAUCGUAUGCUUACACCACACAGACCAACGGGGAUCAAAAGUGGCGAACGCGAGUCGAAGGACUCCUAAAUGGCACCCAAGCAUUCUUCCCAACGCAGUAUGGUGGAAACACCAUGGUCGAGAUUGCUUGUGAGCCCCAACAGACCUGUAACUACGACCAGCCAUCUUUCAAAGCCUACCUGUCCCGGUGGAUGGCAGCCACGACUCAGCUCGCACCUUUCACCUUUGAUUUCAUUAAAGACAAACUCCGAGAUUCUGCCAACGGUGCCGCUGGUCAAUGUGAUGGUGGUACAGAUGGUAUGACUUGUGGGCGUACCUGGCAUUCUACGACUUGGGAUGGAAAGUAUGGGGUCGGAGAGCAAAUGAGUGCUCUCAGCGUUAUCCAAUCCAACUUGAUCAGCAAGGUCUCCGGGCCUGUCACGUCAGAUAAUGGUGGGACGUCGCAAGGGGAUCCCUCGGCUGGGGGUGGUGGGGAUAAUGCUGCUGAAGCUGCUAUUGAUCCCAACGCGGGCCAUUCGAUUACGACAGCUGACAGAGCCGGUGCUGGUAUUCUUACGGCCCUGGUUUUGGGGAGUUUCGCGGGGUGUACAUGGUGGAUAUGUUUUGUGUGA